CGCUCCGCAGGGCAGACCUGGCUUGGAACUUGAGCGCUAGUUGCGUGUCCGGAGUGGUCGUGGGAACCGCGCUUUUGGCAGCCGCGCGCUUGGUUUUGCUACUUCUUCUUUUGCCCGGUUUUUUUUUGGUGUGUCUCGUCCUCCUUGUCCAGAGCUCGCCUGGGCUGCCAGCAUGGUGAUCGAGGAGGUGGUCCCCUUGGAAAGCUCCGGCCUGGCCCAACUGCUGCGAGACCCGCAAGAGGGCGGCCGGACGCUGGUGCUCGACUGCCGGCCCUUCCUCGCCUACUGCCAGGCGCACCUGCUCGACUCGCGGCCGGUGCACUGGAACGGGCUGCUCCGGCGCCGCUCCCGAGGCCGGAGCGGGGUCAGCCUGGAGUGGCUGGUGCCGGAUCGGGCCCUGCUGGGCCGGCUGCGCAAGGGCGAGCUGGCCCACCUGGUGGUGCUGGAUGAGGCCAGCGGCUCGGCUUUCUUUUUUUGUCUCAUAGGUGGCUUUGAAAACUUCCACGCCAAUUUUCCGGAACUGUGUUCCACGGCGCCCACCCCGAUAACCGCCAGCCCUCCGCCAGUCCUGAGAAGCCCUGAAGAUAACAGCACGGAAGCGAUGACCCCUUUGUAUGACCAGGGCGGCCCGGUGGAGAUCCUCCCCUUCCUCUACCUGGGCAGUUGCUACCAUUCAUCCAACCGAGAGGUGCUGGAGUCGCUGGGGAUCACGGCUGUCCUCAACGUCUCCUCCAGCUGCCCCAACCACUUCGAAGGGCGGUUCUUGUACAAGAGCAUCCCCGUGGAGGACAGCCACAUGGCCGACAUCAGCGUCUGGUUCCAGGAAGCCAUUCAUUUCAUUGAUUCGGUGAAGAGCAGCGAGGGGCGGGUGCUGGUUCACUGCCAAGCCGGCAUCUCCCGCUCGGCCACCAUUUGCCUUGCGUACUUGAUCCAGAGCCGGCGGGUGCGGCUGGAGGAGGCCUUCGACUUCGUCAAGCAGCGCCGGGGGGUCAUCUCGCCCAAUUUCGGCUUCAUGGGGCAGCUGCUGCAGUUCGAAACGGAGGUGCUGUGCCACUAGCCUCACAUGGCCUGCCCCACCGAGCCCCGUGGGAAAGAAGGGAGAAGACCGGCUUCCUUCCAAGGACCUAGAGACUCCCAAGACAAUGGUCUUGUUUUACCUCCCCCAUGGGGUGCAGUAGACUCAGACGAGGCUGCGUUAUUAUUCUUUUUUUUUUUGCACUGAACAGUGACACCAAGGGGACAAAGGAAGCCUUCUGCCAUUGGCUCGAACACUUUCUUCCUUGGUGUUAUUCUGAAAGAGUUCUGUCCUGGUUUGUCUUCUUCUGACUUUAAAAGCAAAGAGAAUAAGCCAGCAGCGAAGAAACACGGAGGGCAGGUCCGGCUGCUUGUUUGCGAGCUUUCCACUCCCUCUAGUGAAUCCUUUUAGGGCCAGAUCUUCCAUGUUCAGACUGAAUGCAUACCUGGGCUGAUGCCCGUUUAAGCUGGUGCUUUUUUAGUGUGUUGUUACAUCAGUGGCGCAGCUGAUCCUUUACAGCUGUUAUCACCUAGAGCCCUGGCUCUCAGCCUUGGGUCUCCAAGUGUUCUUGGACUACAACUUCCAGAAAUCCUGACCAGCACAGCUGGUGGUGAAGGCUUCUGGGAGUUUUAGUCCAAGAACAUCUGAGGAGACCCAAGACUGGGAACCAAUGCGCUAGAGCUCGGAAAAAGUUUCUGCUGGGUUUUACUUGGGGGAGGGGGGAAAUUAUAAUUCCAUGCGGUUUGGGGGAUUUGGGGAGUUCAAAAAAAUGAACUUUCUCAGGCUUGGGUGUGAGCAUAAAACUGUAAAUGAAACCUGUGGGUUUCAGACUCCUGGUGAGCUUGAAUCCACUGAUCGGGAAAGAGGAACUGGUGUUUGUAAUGCAGUUUAUUGGAAAAAGCAAUGAUUUGCUCUAUAGAGUUCAACCCAUGAACUGGAAUAUAAGAUGUGAAGGGCUUGCGGUAAGGUACCCAUCAUUUCUGUACCCCAUCUUUCUGCUCAAAGAGCUUACGAUGGCACACAAGGGCUUUCCCUCAUUUUGUCCCCUAGAGGUCUGUAGGGCAGGCUAAGCAGAGAGUUGCCACCCAAGGCCAGCCUCUCCUUUUCAUGGUCAAGAGGAAGGUUGAGAACCUGAGGUCUUAGCUGUCUGCAUCAAAUGCUCUCUCUCUGACCAUUCAGACCUGUGCUGGGUUGCAGCCUGCCUUAAAGAAGGUUGCAAUAGCGGUAUGUCCCACCAAAGCAAAUUUAUGUUUAGAAACAAAACAAAAAGAGAUGGGUUCCCAAAAUUAUGGUUUGGAUAAAAGAGGGGACCUUGCCUGGUUAAAAGGUGAAUGGAAUCUCUUUUGCAACGGAAAGGAAUUAAUGACCUUAUUGUCUGCUGGCUAAGAAAUCCCAAGCUGUUCCCCCCACCUCUAGUUUUUUUUUGGG
Molecule: messenger RNA, 2443 nt
Organism: Pogona vitticeps (central bearded dragon)
Lineage: Eukaryota; Metazoa; Chordata; Lepidosauria; Squamata; Agamidae
Source: RefSeq, a predicted model, not a curated record